AUGAAUGAAACAAAUAUUUCCAAUCUACAUACAACAAAUCUAGAAGAUUCUUUCUCAAAUCUCUCCUAUCAUCAUAAGAAAAUUUCGAAUAAAUUAAUAAAUACUGUUCCACCACGUUUAAUGUCUGAAACAGUUCGAAAUAUUUUUCAUACAUUUACUUUCUUUGAUUUAAAUGCAAAUCAACUCAUUGAAAUUAAUGAAUUAAAACGUAUACUUAAUGCAUUAAAUUUCAAGAAAACAACCGAUGAAUGUUCGAAUAUAAUCAAUCUAUAUGAUUUAAAUAACGAUCAAAUGAUUGAUUUUCAUGAAUUUAUAUUUGCACUUGCUCGUUUAAUAAAACAUGAUGUUUUCACAUUAAAUGAUAUACAACAAAGAUUUAAUAAAUUUGAUGAUGAUCAAGAUGGUAAACUUACAGUUGCAACACUACCGUUAUUCUUACGUAAAGGUUUAGGUAUAUCUGUUAAUGAUCGUGAAAUCUUUGAUUUACUUGCGAAAUUUGAUAUAACUGAUGAAAAUACAAAAAUCUCUUUCGAAAAAUUUAUUCGUAUGCUUCAAUUUGUUGUUCGACAAGCUGAGAAAAUACAAGCACCGGACUAUAUGAAAAAAUUAAAUCAUCGUUGUGGACCAGCAGUACGAACUAUUCGUAGUAAAGAUAUGAAAUUAUUUAAAAAAAGAAUAGGAGGAUAUUUUUCAUCAUCUAUGGAAGAUACAAACAAAUAA
Messenger RNA from Adineta steineri, 720 nucleotides. Lineage: Eukaryota; Metazoa; Rotifera; Eurotatoria; Adinetida; Adinetidae. The record is from the annotation of a GenBank genome assembly.